UUAUGUGAUCAGCUUCCUUCCUUUCAAUUUAUAAUACAUUUAAGGGAGGCAUGUGAUGUUUCCAUAUGGAGUGAAGCUGUUGAUGUGAAGAUAUUGAGAUGUUUAAUAUUUGGGAGAAAAUUCAUAUCAUUGAGAUGGUUCCCAACACCUUAAAUAAUAUGCACAAAGAGUGAUGGUUUGAAAAAUCCUAAACUCCCAAAGAGUUGUCAUUUGUGUCCCCUCAUCUUAAUAAAUGUGCCAGUCCUGUCAUGUAGGCAUGCCACUCGUGUUUCAAAUUCACCUGGAGUUUAUGGGUUCUUUUCAAUUAAUAAUCCCAUUGAGAUCCAGUGAUUUUACAGGACAAAGCGUCCCAGCGUGUUCAUCAAACAAGUCACACAGAUUUUGGACAGAUAUCAUGAAACGUGGAGGUGUCAGUUUGAACCUGAAGCAAAAAAGACACAACAUAUUUAUGUUGUAAAAUGGUCUAAAAGAAUGUAAGUAAUUUUUUUCCUGGUGACGCUUAUGUAUUGCACUUUUUGUUGAAAUAAGAAUCGCAGGAACAAUCCACCACUGAUUACUACAAUUUGCAGAUGAUUCAAUUAAUCCGGGAUGUAAUCCAGCCAGCCUGGAUGCUGUCUUAUAAAUCCCCACACAAAUGUUUUAUUUGGACUAAGAGAAGUAUUCAGUUUAUAUUGUAUACAAUACUGCAUUGGGUAAACAAUUUUUUGCAUGGUUAUGGUUGUUGAAUUUCUUAAUCGAUUUGGAAAAGCAAUCACAAUGCUAUAAAGAAUAAACAAUGAUUUGGUGUUACAAUUGUUGAUAGUUAUUAUAUGCAUAAAUAAUGUAAACUGGAAUUUUCUGAUACAUUAAAAAAUAUAUAUAUUCUAUGGGUUGAAGAAAAAUCGAUGGCUCCAAUAAAUAGGCAAAAUAUUUUUGCACACAUUUAUUUAAUGCAGCUCAUAUUUUAAUUGUACUAAGGGGUGUUUUACGGAUAACCUAGUAUGUAGUAUUAUUUAGGCCUACAGUAUAUGAGUUACAAUUGAAGCCAAAAGGAUAUUUGAUAUUUAUAUAAAAUAUAGUAUAUCUGAUAAAUUAUUAUACUGUAUUAAACUCGGAUAAACCGUACUCGACCAACCACACUCAGAAAGCUAUGGCUACAUCAGGCAACCAAUAGUUGAAGAGAGUGGGUGGGGCUAGUUGUUAGACGCAAUCAUAUAGGCUACGCGGAGUAUCAAUCAAUUAGCGACAUGGCGCUGGAUAUAUAACGGUUACCAACAUAGCUGGUAACAAGAUGGCUAAAUAGCGAUACAUUCGCGGUUAGGAAAUAAAAUAAGGACGUAAAGUGAGGAAAAUUUGCACGUUUAGUGAAUACAAGAUGCUCUCACAGUGCUUUAAAUGAAAAUAAUGAACGCUGUUUCGUGAAGACAACUUGUCAGUGACUCUGAUGCCAUCAUGGAAGGAGGUCAUUAUGUCACCAUUCAUGGCCAAAACAUUACCCACAAUCCUCUGGCAGCACCAGCCAUGUCCAUCGAAAGGCUGUUCCCGGCGCUGCUCGAGUGCUUCGGCAUCAUUCUGUGCGGCUACGCAGCAGGCCGCAGUGAGCUCAUCAGCACGGGACAGACCAGGAGCCUGGGCAGCUUCGUGUCAUGCUUUGCACUUCCGGCGCUGCUCUUUAGAAACAUGGUACAGCUCCAGUUUGGCAACGUGGUGUGGUCGUUCCUGUGGAGUGUGCUGAUCGCCAAGGUGUGUGUGUUUGCGCUGGUGUGUGUCCUCACGCUGCUGGUGGCGAGUCCAGAAGGUAGGUUCGGGAAAGCGGGGCUGUUUGCCAUCUUCGCCACGCAGAGUAAUGACUUUGCACUUGGAUAUCCGAUAGUGGACGCUCUGUACCACAUUUCUCACCCUGACUAUACACAGUACCUGUAUUUGGUGGCUCCGGUGUCUCUGAUGCUGCUGAAUCCGGUGGGUUUCGCUCUGUGUGAGCUCCAGCGUUGGAAGCAAAGCCCUGACCACAACCACAGCAAGCUGUACAUCGUCUCUACUGUCCUUCUGCGUGUGGCUAAGAAUCCGAUCGUGUUCAUGGUUCUGGUCGGGAUUGUCUCUCACUUCCUGUUUGGUGGGCGUGUCCCUCUGUUGCUAGGGGAGUUUGUGGAUGGAUUAGCUGACUCGUUCGGAGGGGCGGCGCUCUUUUACCUGGGCUUGACGAUGGUGGGGCAGAUGGGUAGAGUUACCCGCUCAACAGGAGUCACCCUCAUUUUGCUUCUCACGGCUAAACUCCUGUUGAUGCCGUUGAUGUGUAAAGACAUGUUGGAGCUGUUGGAUGCCGGCAACUCCAGUUCUGCGAACCACACUAGUCUGUCGGACUACGCUUUCCUGUACGGCAUCUUCCCCACUGCGCCCAGCGUGGCCAUUUACGCCACUCAGUAUAACAUGCAGCUGGAGGUGGUGACCUCCGGUAUGGUUAUCAGCACGUUACUGUCCGCGCCCAUUAUGUACCUGUCGGCAUGGUUACUCUCCAUCCCCUGGAUGGAGGCAACGCACCUAAUCUCUGAGCUGCAGGAGGUCAGCUUCAACAUUAGCAUCAUCAGCAUCAUCGCACUGGUGUGGACAGUUGCCAUCAUGGUGCUCAGCAAGAAGUUCAAGAGGUUGCCUCAUAUGUUCACAACAAACCUUUUCCUCGCUCAGGUGGGUGUACACAGCCACACAGCUUCCUUGCAUCUCCUCCUUACUUAUCCCCUGUUAUUUUCAUACUCUGUCUCUGUGUGUGUGUGUGUGUGUGUGUGUGUGUGUGUGUGUGUGUGUGUGUGCGUGUGUGUGCGCGUGCGUGUGUGUUUCCUCUUGCAGCUCUUGGUGUGUGUGUCGAUGAGCUUGUGGAAGUUUGUGGUUCAGCAGGAGAAUGUACUGGGACAGAUCCUCACUUUCACUCUCCUCUAUGGAGCGCUGUAUAGCACCUACGUUUGGACAGGUUUGUUAGCGUUCUCGCUCGCUCUGCUGAAGAAGAACGAACAGCUCAAAGUUCCACCCGUCAUCUUCAUCCUUCUCGGCUGGGGCCUGCCGUUUCUGAUUGUGGCCUUGUUGCUUGCGGCUGGUGAGAGAGUGAGUGACACUGCUGACGCCACUUUCUUCUACGGCAAGGGGCAGAUCAUCAGCAGCGUGGUGGUUUCGAGCUGUAGCAUCCUUCUUGGUGGAGUGUCUCUGAUGGGCCUCAGUCAUGGUUCUCAGGAGGAGCAGAAUUACCAGGUCCUGGAGCAGAACUCGAUGUCGGACACCACAGAGGACGUCAGAAUCCCGGCUCGACCCAAGGAUCGUGGUUCAGCCGAGUUCAUGCCGUCACACAGCAGUACGAACAGAGGUCAGGAUGACCCCAUGCCUGAUACAAGAGCAGACCGUCUGAACGACACACCAGCACCACCAACAGGUGUAGCACUGACUGAAGCAUCCGAGUGCAUGCGUGUACAGGAGGAGAGACAGGUGGCACGUCAUGUGCUGCUCUGUCUUCUGCUCAUUGUCAGCCUGCUCGCAAACCUGUCCAGCUGCCUCUGGUGGCUUUUGAACAGCGAUCCUGGACGGCUUUACCUUGAGCUGCAGUUCUUCUGUGCCGUGUCCAAUUAUGGACAGGGUUUAAUAUCUUUCGGGAUGUUCGGGCUGGAUGAACAUCUUAUAAUUUUACCGUUUAAAAAGAGGCUGGCAGCACUGUUGGGUGGAGCGCAGGAAGCUAGUAGAGCUCCAUCCACCGUUCCUGAAGAGAUACGGCUGACUUGCACGCAGUUCGUCCGCUACCAUAAAAAUCAGUGUGUGCAGGACAUUGUACACAAGCGAAGGUGUGCUGCUGGUUGCUUCCUGGGCACUGAGCUUGUUGAUUGGCUACCUCGUGUAGGUGUGGUCAGAGACAGAAUCACCACCUUUUUGUGUGGGGUUCAGCUGCAGGAGGGCGGAGUCACUGAACAAGUCACGCGUCAGAUUCGGUUUCUGUGACGAUGGGGCAAUCGUAUCGUUUCUCAGAAGAGGCAACCAGGACGUCACCACACGCAUCGUAACAUUCGUAUUCGUUUCUUCUUCCAACAGAAAUUGCAUUCUAUUGCAUGGUGUGCCAAAGGUAAAGGAGAAUCCACGUUUCUUUUAUUAAUACUAAUAAUCCUUCCAGGAUGUUUUUUCCAGCAGUGUUUUGGUAUUGCCAUUGUGCAAAGUUAGCAUGAAAAUAGAUUAGAGUUCAAUAAAUUUCCUUUACAAGAGUUCACGUUAAGGUCAAGGCAAACGUCCUGCAAUUUCACAAUGUGUGGCAGAAAUUGAUGAUGAACAUGUAAUAUAUGUAUAAUCAUGUUUACAAGAUGAGUGGCUGACCAUAUAGACUCAUGUGAGGGUUGUGAUAUCAAGUCUGAAUCUGUACUGGAAUCUGAGCUUUCCAAACUUAACGUCAUGCAUAUAGCACAAAAUUCAUGCAAAAGACAACCGCAAUUCCGAAAAAGUUGGGACAUUAUGGAAAAUGCAGGAAAAAAAAGUCAUUUGAAAAUUCAGUUCACACUGUACUAUAUUGAAAACACAUUUUUGAUGUUUUUCUUUGUGAAUUUAAUUUAUUUUUGAAAAUAUACACUCAUUUCAAAUCUGAUGACUGCAGCACACUGCAAAGUUGGGACAGUCGACUGUUUACCACUGUGUAACAUCACCUUUUCUUUAAAUAACACUUAUUAAGUGUUUUGGACUGAAGACACCAGUUUGUUACGUUUAGCAAGCAGAAUUUUCCCCCAUUCAACCAUUAUACAUUUCUUCAGCUGCGCAACUGUACAGGGCCUUCAUUGCCUUAUUUUGCGCUUCAUAAUGCGCAACACAUUCUCAAUCAGAGACAGGACAGGACAGGACUGCAGGCAGGCCAUGCUAGCACCCGCACUUUCUGCUUACACAACCAUGUGCUUGUAAUCUGGGCAGAAUGUGGUUUGGCGUUGUCCUGCUCUGGAUGGCAGCAUAUGUUACUCCAAAACGUGUACAUAUCUUUCUGCAUUAAUGAUGCCCUCACAGAUGUGCAAGUUACCCAUGCCAUGGACACUGACACACACUAUACCAUGACAGAUGCUGGCUUUUGGACCUGAUGCUGAUAACAGCUUGGAUGGUCCAUUUCCUCUUUGGCCCGGAGAACACGACAGCCGUUUUGUCCAAAAACUAUUUGAAAUGUCACUCGUCAGACCACAAAACACGAUUCCACUGUGUAACUGUCCAUCUCAGAUGAGACCGAGCCCAGAGGAGUCAGCGACAGAUGUGUGUCUUCUGCUUUGCAUAGUAAAGCCUUAACUUGCAUCUGUGGAUGCAGCGGCGAAUGGUGUUGACUGACAAAGGUUUACCAAAGUAUUCCCGAGCCCAUGUUAGGAUAUCCAUUACAGAUUCAUGACUGUUUUUAAAACGGUGACAUCUGUGGGAUUUUCGGCCUUGCCCUUUACACACGAAAUUUGACCAGAUUCCUUGAAUCUUUUGAUUAUAUUGUGCUCUGUAGAAGGUGAAAUGCCCAAAUUUAUCUUUGGGAAAUGUUGUUCUCAAAGUGUUGGAAUAUUCGCUGACACAUAUGUCGGGAGAUUGGCGAGCCUCGACCCAUCUUUACUCUUGAAGGACUAGGCCUUUUUUGGAGGCUCCUUAUAUACUAUGAUUAGACGAUUGCCUCACCUAUUUCACUUCACCUUCUUAUUUCAACUUGUCACAUCGCUAUUAGUCCUAAAUUGCCCUGUCCCAACUUUUUUGGAAUGUGUUGCAUGGAUCAAUUUCAAAAUAAACGUUUACCUUCAAACAGCUAUGCAGUUGAUUAGGUAAAACAUCAAAUUCCUUGUCUUUAUACGUUUUUUGUUUAAAUACAAGUCAAAGUACAUUUACAAAAUCACUUCUCUGUUUUUAUUAGCAUUUUCCAUACUGUCCCAGCAUUUUGGGAAUUGGGGUUGUAUGAUCUCAUGUGCACAAUUUUACUUUGAAGAACCUGCAGGUAUGUGACAUUAUCAGACAAAUGUCUGAUACGGUGCUUUCUUACUGAUUAAAUGUUGCAUUUGAUCUUAGAUUUUUUUGGUGAUUUCCUGUGAGUGUAUAUUACAAGUAUACAAUAGACGUGUAGUACAGUACUGUUCAAAAGUUUUAGGCACAUGCAAAGAUGCCUUUGACAUAAUGAAAUUAAAUGUUUCUAUAUUUUAAAAAAAUACUGCAAAGAGCAGUAAACAGUAGUAAAUGAAACAAAGUCAAUAUUUGGUGUGAGAAAAAAAUGAAAAAUAGUAGUCUCUGGUACAGUGUGUGCAGUUUUAUAAGAAAAUGAGCUGUAAGUUUUAUUGAGCAUCUUGUAGAACCAGACACAGUUCUUCUGGAGAAUUUGACUUUUGCACUUGCUUCUUAUUUUUGCAGCAAAACGCAGCAGCCUUCAUUGUGUUUUUUGUCUGAAUAGUGUUCCCUUAUGUAAUAUACUUCUUUCUUUACUGACAUACAAACAUUUUUCUGUAACAUUUAAUUUUGUGCUGGGAAACUAAUGUUUGGGAAUCUAAAAUGUUUUUCGUAUUGAUUCGAUAAUGUAGAAGUCAUUAAAUAAAUAAAUAAAUAAAUAAAUAAAUAAAUAGGUUGCCUAAAACUUUUGCACAAUGCUGUAUGUUUGUUCACUUAAAUGAGGAAGUAUGCAAUUUGAAUUGCAUUGUAAUCAUGAGGUACGUUUUAAAAAUUUUUAUUUCCUCUCAUCAGGGUUGUUUUUCCUCUGUGUGUUGAAAAGUGACUGAUCUGUUCAUAAAAUGGCUGCUGCCCUACUGUCCAACUUUUACUUGCCUGAUUUUGCACGCGUUCAGUGCUAUAGAAACUGUUGUUCGUGAACAUUUAAGCAAUUGUAUAAUUUUGUGAUAUAAAUAUGCACCCAGGAUUGUAUAAUAUUGUGUGAACUGGACUGAAGAUAAAAGCCUCUUCCAGAAUCUGUGAACAUUUUUUUUUUUGUUCACGUAUAACCAGGUGUUUCUUAAAUUAUGCAAUAAAUGUGCCACAUUACAA
Messenger RNA from Ictalurus furcatus (blue catfish), 6966 nucleotides. RefSeq names its product G protein-coupled receptor 155b (gene gpr155b). Bases 1432 to 3951 code for a protein of 839 amino acids. The record is from RefSeq and is a predicted model, not a curated record. The transcript is spliced from 16 exons. Gene Ontology annotation, biological process: transmembrane transport. Gene Ontology annotation, cellular component: membrane. Lineage: Eukaryota; Metazoa; Chordata; Actinopteri; Siluriformes; Ictaluridae.